GCACAACGGCCGUCUUCAUCUUCCGCGUAAGGACUCACUUGCACUUCUUCUCAACUCGCUUCUGUCGAUCUCCUUUUUGCCGCGCGAUACUCUCCUGAGUGUUAGCACUCUUGUUCGUCAUGGCAGAUCUAAGCAAUAUCCUUGCUGCCCUCGCAGCUCAAAGACAAGGAGGAACCCCGUCUCAAGGUCCUCCGCCAGUACCGGGUGCCCCAUUUCCUCCACCACAGUACGCGACUACUCCCAGCAGCGCAACACCUUACGGACUACCUCAGCCGGUCAGUUCAGGCAGCGUCGAUUUGGCUGGCAUACAACCAAUCAACUCUGGUUCUGUCAGCAUCGCAGACGCUAUUGCCAAAGCUCGAGGGAUUGCUGCUGAAAAAGGUGUCUAUGAUCCUAACCGACCUCCCAUGAAUCUAGACCCACGCGCGGGUAACAGAGGCUACCGACGCUCAAGAUCUCCAUCAAGAUCGCCUCCGCGCAACGCUUACCGUGACUCCUACAAUCCCUACCGAGACGAGCGACGUGGCAAUGACCGUGGUUACACCAGAGAACGAUCCCUCUCUCCAAGAGGUGGACGUCACUCACCAGCCCGAUAUCGUGAUGACCGAUCGCCUGGCCACGACCGAGGCAAUGAAGGAGAUUCCGAAGUUCUGCCUCUGGACAAAGGAGUGGUAGGUCUUGUCAUUGGACGGUCCGGUGAGAAUCUACGAAGAAUCGAAAGUACUACGGGUGCUCGUGUACAAUUUCUCGACGGUCCAGAGGUUGCUGGCACCCAAAGACACUGUAGGAUCUCUGGUAGCCGAGCAGCCCGUUCAGCUGCUAAAGGGGAGAUUUUCAAAGUCAUUGAUGACAAUGAAGUGGUCAAGAGAGGAGACAGCAAGCCACGGGGACAGAGUAAAGCCGUUGUUGCUACGACCAAAGAGGGUGACAGCCUUCAAAUGAUGGUGCCCGACCGGACUGUGGGCUUGAUUAUUGGUCGAGGCGGAGAAACAAUCCGUGACCUGCAGGAUCGCAGCGGAUGCCAUGUCAACAUCUUGGGAGAAAACAAGAGUAUCAACGGAUUGCGGCCAGUGAAUCUGAUCGGCAGUGUUUCGGCUCAGCAGUACGCGAGGGAUUUGAUCAUGGAAAUCGUGGAAAGUGAUCAGAAAGGGAUCAGUAUCAAAGACCUUCACCGAGAGCGAGAGGAAUCUCAAGGCAAGAUUUCUGAGACUAUCUACGUGCCUGGAGAGGCUGUGGGAAUGAUCAUCGGAAAAGGUGGUGAGUCAAUUCGUGACAUGCAAAACCAGACAGGAUGCAAGAUCAAUGUCUCUCCCGCUGCCGGCCGGGACGUUGAACGCGAGAUCGGUUUGAUUGGCAGUCGACACGCCAUUGAGGCGGCCAAACGUGCCAUUAUGGAUAAGGUUGACACAGUGCGUGCUCGAUCGCAAGGCCAUGAUAGUCGGGACGACAUCACCGACCGAUACGCAUCACAACCACAGCCCAGUUACGCGCCGCCCGCAGCGGCCGCUCCCGCACAAGCGGCUGCACCUCCGCUCGCAGCCGGUGCUGCUGACCCUUAUGCCGCAUACGGUGGCUAUCAAAAUUACCUCCAAAUGUGGUAUGCAGCAAUGGCGGCACAGCAACAACCAGGUGGCCAAGGUCAAGGUGAGCAACGAUGAGGCGCGUCGAAGGUGACCGUGACCUGGCUCGUGAUUGGAAUUUUUGCUUUUGGCGGAUGACCUUGAAACAUUCGACGACCUGACCCGCCUCCCUUGGACUCUUGGCUGCGACAUUACACUCUUACGCUCUUGCUCCUCCGCCAAUACUGUGCACAUUGUGACCUUGCCGCGAUCGAUGCAAAGUCCUGAGCCUGACGCCGUUGCUUCUCACACUGGUGCACGAUGCGCGAACAUAUCAGCGUGAAACGAAUCGGUUGAUUGAUGACCCUCGUCGUGUCGCCAUUGCAAGCGCGAGCAUCGCUCUUUGCAUCAUACACACCGAUGCCAAGCUUGGAUGAAGCCCUCACUGUCAUGACUUUCGGGCUGAAGUGUCUUGAGUAUCCAUUGUGCAGCGAUGAACCACCUCGCAUUCGUUGCGUGAGAUGACUUGCGCCGGGAUAUUGAAGAAGGAACAUGAGCGCUUGACAUGAUUUACUGCUCGCGGCGUGACAGUGCUACUGAUUAACAAUUGUCGGAUGUAUCAUUCGCUUCUGGCUCAAUAAGUACCUUAGGAAUGUGUAUUUCAGGACCGCCUUGCAUGCGGAGAGCUAAAGUUGGGGUUUGGCAGGCGUGGCAGGGAACCUAUCGGAAGCCUCACUGGCCAUACUUGGAACUAGUCCUGAAAAGGGAACACUAAGGAAUUAACCAGGAUUAAAUCAAGGAA
Messenger RNA from Exophiala xenobiotica, 2361 nucleotides. RefSeq lists its product as uncharacterized. Gene Ontology annotation, cellular component: cytoplasm; nucleus. Bases 120 to 1658 code for a protein of 512 amino acids. Gene Ontology annotation, molecular function: mRNA binding. NCBI's taxonomy places the organism in Eukaryota, Fungi, Ascomycota, Eurotiomycetes, Chaetothyriales, Herpotrichiellaceae. The record is from RefSeq and is a predicted model, not a curated record. The transcript is spliced from 4 exons. Gene Ontology annotation, biological process: regulation of gene expression.